AUGUGUAAAACUGAAGAGGAAUCCCUCCACCAUUUGUUCUUCAAAUGCUCUAAAGUUCAGCAAGUCUGGAAUCUCUUGUUACCUAAACUGAAACUUAAUACUAUUCAGUUGUCCUGGGAUGAUUUUAAUAUAAGCUGGAAAGACUUGCAGGAUCAAUCUCUCCCUCCCAUCCCUUAUAUCAUUGCUUGGUUUGUUUGGAUGGCCAGAAAUAAGCUGAAAUUUGAUGAAGCCCAAGUGGAUGCCACUGUCAUUGCCACUAAUUGCAAUAGCUAUCUACAGAAAUUGUACUGUCAUAGGAAACUUCCUGAAAUCCUAUGCACUACCUCCCUCAACUGUUCAAGGAAAUUUCAAACUAUUUAUGUUCAUUGGAGCUGCCCUCCUAAGGGUUGGGUCAAAGUCAACAGUGAUGGAAGCUUCAUUUCUCUUAAUGCAGGUGUUGGUGGGGUUUUCAGAAAUGCUAGAGGUGAAUGUCAACCAUAUUUUCAGUCUCCGACCAGGGCUGAGGACCCUUUGGAAGCUGAAGCCAAACUAUUUAUUGUACAUUGUUCAUGGCCAAAAAGUGUAGCUGGAAUCAAUUAA
Messenger RNA from Phalaenopsis equestris, 579 nucleotides. RefSeq lists its product as uncharacterized. The transcript has a single exon. The record is from RefSeq and is a predicted model, not a curated record. NCBI's taxonomy places the organism in Eukaryota, Viridiplantae, Streptophyta, Magnoliopsida, Asparagales, Orchidaceae. The coding region runs from base 1 to 579 and encodes 192 amino acids.